CGAUAUCUCGAAUAUAAAAGUUUAGCACAAAUUUAAAUGGAUGGGGCAACAUGGUGAAAGAAAAACGAUAAGUUACAAAAGUAUACAAACACUACAAAAUUAUGAGUAAAAUUCCCAAAAUUAUAAAUUCACGGUCAUUUUCGCUCCUGUCUCGGCUUUGGAAUGGGCCUCAAGCAGUCUCUGGAAACACCACAGAAAAGAAGGUGAAAGAUAUUUUACAUCAGCAGUUUCCACAUGCAAAGACGAUUGAAGUUACUGAUAUAUCAGGUGGUUGUGGUGCAAUGUUUGAGAUCAUGGUUGAGACUCCAGAGUUCAAAGGCUUGAGCAUGGUCAAACAACACAGGAUAAUAAAUGAGGCACUGAAAGAAGAAAUCAAAGAUAUGCAUGGAUUACGGAUUCACACAUCCGUUCCUCCAUGAUUAGCUCCAGUUUUAAGUAGAAGUUCCAAAUUAUGACUUUUCAUUUAGCUUCUAUGUAUAUAGUAUCAUAUUGUAUUAAAUUUAUUGAACACUGUUCA
Messenger RNA from Zootermopsis nevadensis, 517 nucleotides. RefSeq names its product bolA-like protein 3. Lineage: Eukaryota; Metazoa; Arthropoda; Insecta; Blattodea; Termopsidae. The record is from RefSeq and is a predicted model, not a curated record. Gene Ontology annotation, cellular component: mitochondrial matrix.